AUGAGGGAUGCUUUGAAUGUGGUUAAGGAAAUGGGAUUUAAUGAUCCUUCUAAUGUAAAUUUUGUUAUGGCAUUGGUAGCCAAAGGGGCCAUGUCGAAAUCUUGGUGGGAUGCGAAAGUUGUUGUUUUUAAGAGAUGGGGUUGGUCGGAAGAAAUGGUUCUUGAAGCGUUUAGGAAGCGGCCCUUGUGUAUGCUAUCAUCUGUGGAGAAAAUUGAUAAGGUGAUGAGAUUUUGGGUGAAUGAGUUGGAUUGGAACUCUUCGGCACUUGUGAAAAGGCCGGAGGUCUUUUUGUAUAGUUUGGAGAAUAGGAUCAUUCCAAGGGCUAGUGUUGUCUCGUAUUUGUUCUCUAAAGGUUUGAUAGAAAAGAAUGUUGAACUGUCUACCCCAUUUGGUGUUAACAAAAAGGUAUUUCUUGAAAAGUAUCUGCACUGUUUUAAGGAGGAAAGACAGAAUUUGUUAAAGCUAUACCAGGAAAAAAUGAAUGUUUGA
Trifolium pratense (red clover) is the source of this 489-nucleotide messenger RNA. RefSeq lists its product as uncharacterized. Lineage: Eukaryota; Viridiplantae; Streptophyta; Magnoliopsida; Fabales; Fabaceae. The record is from RefSeq and is a predicted model, not a curated record. Gene Ontology annotation, cellular component: chloroplast. The coding region runs from base 1 to 489 and encodes 162 amino acids. Gene Ontology annotation, molecular function: double-stranded DNA binding. The transcript has a single exon. Gene Ontology annotation, biological process: regulation of DNA-templated transcription; chloroplast organization.